GCGCUAUAUUCCGGGAGUACGCUACAUCUGGGCUCACCUUAUUCAAUGUCAGUACGCAUAGAAAAGACACCCUUUACAAAUUGCAGUGAGAAUUUUAUUCAGAGUCACGAAUUCGAUGAGGAGUCUCAGAAGAACGAAGAUAGUCGCAAAUCUAUAGAAGUUGCCGAGUAUUUACUGGAUAAAAAGCUCUUUUUGUCUGCACUCGAGUACUAUUUUGAACAGUUGGAGCGUGGUAAAAGUAUAAAACUUUUGCAUGAGUUCUUCACUAGUCCAAAUUUUGUUGAUAAUUUGAACUUAUCUUCUGUGGAGUCAUCCAGUUUGUUGAUGGGGAAAUAUCCAAGCCUAUCCUCUUUGGAUUCGUCAGAUAUUGGACGGAUAUCAGAUGAUGGGAAUACACUUGAAGAAAAACUAAAAGUACUUGAAUAUGAGUUGCGCAAGAAGAAUGAUGAAAUAAGUUCAUUACGGAAUGAGUUAACCACUUUGGUAGCAUGCGGAUAUAAAGGUGAUGUACAAUCUUCACAAACUUCAGAUUCUACUUUGAAUAAUCAUUUUCGGUCGAAUUUUAACAAUGGUACUCAAAAAACGCUACCUCAUGAACUACGUGCAAUAUCAUUUUUAAUUAAUGAAUAUUUUUUGGAACAAAAUUUUCGUUUAACUGCAAUACAAUUUGCUGAAGAAGUAGAAGAACAUGGUUUGCAUAGUCUGGAAUCAUGGCAUGAAGUUGCAAUAAAUUUACGGAAACCUCCAAGCUUAUUAUCUUUACUCAGGUUAUAUUGGAAUCCUUCUUCUGUUUCACAAUCAUCACAAAUUUCAUCAAAUCGAGAUGUACCAAAUUGUAAAUUUUGUGAAGUUGCUGUUCAGACUGAAUCUGAUCAAAAUGUUUAUACUGUUACAGCUGGUUUUAAUGAAUAUUCCUCAAUAGAAAUUCAAGCAAAAAAUGAGGAGAUUUCAUCGUUAAAAUCGAAAAUCAAUCACUUAGAAUUACAGUAUUCAACUGCUUCACAAAACACCAGGGAUUUACGUAAUCAACUUAUUUGUCUUAAACGUGAACACAUUGAAAUGAUAGAUAAAACAUUAUCAAAUAAAUACACUACUACGACAAAUGCAAACACCACUGUGAUAAAGGUGAGUGAUUCCGAUGAUGAAUGCAAUAACCAAUCAAGCCUAAGUGACAAUGACAGUGUUUCAUAUUCAUCUCCUGGAAAAUUUGGUUUUGCUGAUCGAACUAAUAAAUCUUGUCGUAAACUAUCCAAAGAGUUUUCUAGAUAUAUUGCUCAUUUAUUACCGGAUGAUGACCUAAUGUUAAAUGAAAUUAACCAUAAUUUUCACUUAACCGAUUCAUUAGACGAAUUUGUCACAUUUUUAGCUCAAUAUGUUGAAAAGAUUUUACCAUACUUAGUUGAUAAAGGCAAAUUAAUUUUUCUCCCCUUAUUAGUUCAAAUUAUUUGUUUACAUUCCAAUCCAUCGGCACGUGAUCAAUUUCUCUGCCUAUUAUUUGAUUUCCUUUCAACUACUUCGUCCCCUACCUUAUCACCUCAAUCAUCAUUAUUGUCAAUUGAACAUAAAAUUUAUGUGGAUCAUAUGAAUCCACCUAGUUUAAUUAAAAUGAAUACUGGUUGUGAUUCACUUGAUCGUAUAAAUCAUGAUGAAUUCUCUAAGCAUAUAUUAAAUGCUUUACGAUUAUUAGCUUCAUAUUUAGGUCCUGCUCGAUUGGAAGGUGAACUGUUACCGGGAUUAUGGUUACAAAUAAAUAAAUGUCCAAUUUCUGAUCUAUCCAGAAGGCUUCUUUUAGUAUCGGCCUGCGGUGUAAUCGCUCCUCACCUUCCGUCGCAUUUACAAUCUUCCAUAAUGUUAUGUAUCAUGGAAUCCAGCCUGGAUGAAGAACGUAAUCCAACAGUACUGGCAGCUAGUAUACGUUCUCUGUCAUGUCUAAUUAGUUCAAUGUCGGAUUCUUAUAAAUUGCCACAAAUUAUACGUCGACUUAAUUCAUUUCUUAUACAAACUGCAAAUAUAUUCAAUGAUCCGCAACAGUUGAAACUGUUUUAUUUAUCAAAUAAGAAUUCAUCAUCAUCGGGAACAACAACGACAACGGUGCAAUCAUUAUCUAAUCCCAUAUAUAAUGCUACUAUGAAUUAUUUCUUAUCAUCUAUAGCUCAAUGGUGUUUAGAAUUAGACUCGAUUCAACAAGUUCUACUUGAUCCAUGGUUAAUUCAUUUCGAUAAUUAUAUUUUAGCACGUCAAAAUACUAAAGAUGAGGUCGCACCUGAUAUGGUAUUGCUUUAUUUAAAUACUCUAUAUUAUUUAGCACCAUUUCUUCAUGCUUGGUUAUUAUUAUCAUUAAUAAAAAAAUCAAGUCCUGAUGAAAGUUUAUGGUUGUCUAUGCGAAAUCUACUUCAUGCUUAUCGUAAUUCGACUUCAGAAUUUGAACAUCUUUUGAGAAAGAAUUUCACAUUUAAAGAGCCUGACUUAGUCAAAUCUUCUCCCACUAAUACUGCCACCACCAUUACCAACAUCAACACCACAUUGGAUUUCAUUGAUACUUCAAUAAUUCUUGGACAAGAUAGCUUUGAAAUAUUAUCAGAAAUGAUGAAAUAUAUAUGUAAGUCAGACUUGUCAAUGUCAACCAUACCAUCAACAUUAUCAUCAAAUCAAACUGGUGAUUUGGAACAAUCAUUUCACGCUAAUCAUAUAUGUCAAAUCGAUAAAUGGAUAGCAAAACAAUGGUUUGAUAAACAUUUAAUCUGUAAAUUAAUUGACUUGCUAGAACAAUUACCUUAUUGUAAUAAUGGUGAUCUUUGUUUAAAAAUGAAAUCAUUUCUCGACUUGGAUUAUGCUAAUGGUUGUUUUGAUGAUGUAAUUAAACAUCAAUUUGAUGAAUAUUUCGCUUAUCCAUGCACAGAAACAUUACAAUCGAAUAAUUUUAAAGUAGCUUUUUCAGUAUGUCGAUUUCUUGUUUCAAUUGGUAAUGCAUUGAAAUCAGAUGGUGUGUCAAAACUAAUUGCACCACAUUUUAAAGUCAAGCUAAUGAAACAAACAGAACAUGGAAAUUAUGAAUAUGAUCACAGUUCUAUGCAAACUGGACUUUUAGCUGGUUAUUGCUGUUUGCUUUCUUCUACACAAUCUAAAUCAGAAAUAGGUCAAGUAAGAAUGCUGUUGACAAGUGCUAUAUUUUUACAUGCACGUGAGGGUUUCCCACUUCAUUGUAUUAAUUUAACGGCUUGGUGUCUUUGUUUAACUACGAAUUUAGAUAUUGCUGUACAAGAAAUUUUACUUCCAGCAAUACGACCAUGUUUAAGUUGCGCUGAUAGUUCAGUUCGUCGAGCAGUAGCUAAUCUACUUCAUGGAUUAAUUGAAAUUCUACGAUUUAUUAGUGGAUCGUAUAGUAAUAAUGACAUCUCACAUACGAGUACAACAACGUCGACAUUCACAACACAUAAUGAUAUUUGCAAAUCAAAUUUAUUAGGAUUAAUAUGGCCAUUUAUUAGUCAAGUGACUAGAGAUGAUUUAACUGGUCAACGUAAACGUAUUACACCGGAUCAAGCUGAUUGGAGUGUGUUAUGUUGUUCACUUGGUCCAUUGUACAGUUUCAUCAUGUUAAUAUGUGUACCAUUUCUAAAUUCGACUUUGUCUUCUUCCUCUGUUACUAUUGUUGCUGGUGGUGGUGAUCCUUCUGGAGGCUCUAAAAUAGAAAAUAUUCCUUCUUCUUCUACAACAACAAUGGAUACAACUUCAGCUUCAACAACAGAUACAUUAACAAACAACACAUUUAAUGAAUAUGCUAAUUAUCGUAUUAUGGCAUUUGAUUUACUUAGUUUACAAUAUGAUUUGGUUGUUGGUCGAACGAAUUCCAAUGAGCAACUUAAUUCUAAUGUACAAAAUACAGGCAUAGAUUAUACAAUGGAUCGAUUGAUAAUUUCACAACGUCGAUUUUGGAAUACAUUAGUUAAUAAUCUUCUAGAUUUAACUAAUCGUCUUCUUCCGAUAUGUGGUGAAAAUUUUCAACAAAAUAAUAUAUUACCAUGGCUUUUUAAUUUAGCUGAAAUGAAUAAUUCUUUGCCAAGUUUAGAAAUACGUGUUGAAUUAGCUAAUCAUUUGUUCACAGUUCUUUCGACAGCUGCAUAUUAUUGAACAUUUGAAACGUGGCAAUUUCAAACCCUUUUCGUCAGUGAAUGUGAAAAACUGUACAAGAACACACUAUACAUCACUAAAUUGAAUGUCAACUACUUGAAAACAAAUAAAUAUCCAGUAAGCAUCAAAUAUCAUGCUUUUCAUCUUAGAACGUCGUCCAUAUAUCACCAUAUUUAAGUUAAUAAAUAGUUAACUCUUUCAUUAAAGUAAAUUUAUAAUCUAUCAUAAUAUUUGUUGAAGAUUAAAAACUAUCUAUCUUGGAUCGUGGAUGCUCACUGUUGAGGAGUCCCACAAUAAGAUGAAAUGACUGUCCAAUGCUUUCAGGUUUUCCAAUGGUGGUUUAGCUUCAAUUGACUCAUGAUCUCAACUAUUAAAAUGUACAAUUCUUUGAAAACAGAAUCAUCAUCUUAAAAAUCUGCACUAGAAUAUUAAACCGUCAUGGAAUUGAUAUUGUUCACAGAAAGAACUGAAAAACUCAACAGAUAAAAGACGAUCCUACUUGCAUCAUUUAAAAUAUAAAUUGCAUCAGGUUAAGAUGUCUACAUAUUCACCUCUACUUCCCUAAAUUAACAGUUUUACAACAAUAUUUAUGUCAUACUAAUGCUUAUGUAGACAACUUUAAAUGUAAAUUUUGCUGACAAGUUAUCUAAUAUUAAAUCGAGACAUAUUAGUAUUGCCUAAUAGUCUAAUAUUUAGAUGUAGUUUAUCACUUAAUAUAAAGAGUUAAAUGCAAUGAAAUGGUCAGAAAGAUUACUGUAGUAAAACUUGAACCUAUGCAUAUAUUUGCCUUGUCCUACCUUGUAGCUGACUAAGUCAGUGGAAAUAUAUAAUGACUCAUAUGAGUAGUAAAUACUCUCGAAUGAAUCAAUGACAAUCAUUUUUACUACUAUUAGAUUAGAUCACUCUACCGAUACCCUAUAUAUAUCAGAUAUUCAAUUCAUGACCAGUAAUAGAGAACCAGAGUAUAUAGUCUAGAUAAUACUCUAUUCAACACAAUUACAAAGUAGUUCAUGAAAGAAAAUCACAAAUUAAAUGGCCAAUAAUCUAUAUCUGUCAGUUCACGUUCAAUAGUAGCUGACCACAACUUACGUUCAUUAGCCAUACAUGAAAUAUGAUCACAGUUCAUUUCGUAUUUUUAAUAAUUUGUUUAAUCUUUUUUGAGUUAUAACCUUAAUCCAAUUAAAUUAUCUUGCAACAUUAUAAACACAAUUGUUUAACUUGAAUUAAGCUGUACAAAAUGAGAAAAGUUUACUUCAGUGGUUAGUUCCAGGUUUAGAUCGUGUACGUUUAGAUUUAAUUGAAAGUGGAGAUAAUCGUCGUGUUCGUGAAGUAGAACAAUUCUUAUCUGAUUUAUACUCGAAUCUUCGAUUAAAUGAUCAAGGACGUUCUUCCAAUUCGAAUUCAUCUGCCGGUAUACGUACUAGUGUAUCCAACCGUUGGACUAAACUAACUUCAUUCAAUAAUUCCAAUAAUAAUAAUAAUACUGUGAGUGGUACUAGUCACAGUACUGACAGUCAUAGUACUACUACGAACACUAAUACUACCAAUACUUUUAAUACUUCUAACAAUGGAAUAAGUGUUCCUUCAGCAUUCAACACUACUUUAGAUACUAGUCAUAACUCACCACCAGAAAUUGAAAUGAAAAAAUCUCAAUCUCGAACAAAAAAUUUACGUUUCAAUUUUCGUCGACAUUAAUAAUAUUAAUCAUAAUAAUAAUGAUCAUUUUAUCACAAUCUACACAUGAUACACAGUUUGUUUGUUUUUCUUUCCUUCUUUUAUUUCCUUUCAAUUAAUGGGGUAACAUUCCAAGAUUCUGUAAUUUAUGUGAUUAUCAGAGAAAUAAAACAUACAUCAUUUUUGAACCUACUUUUAUGUUUUGGAACAAUGUUAUUUUCUUAUGAUCUGUACUCAUUACCAUUAUUUAUUAUGACGUAUUUUUUAUUUAUAUUCAUGAUUGACUUGUAAUUUAUCUUCUUUGUAAACAUGAACAUCAAGUAUUUUACAAAUGAUACAACAUAAUUCUAAGUGAGUAUUUCCAUUGAUAUAUAUCUGUCUUGAACAAUAUCGACAAGUAUGGUAAUAAUCGGUGGUUGGUUUUCUUGAUUUUUGGAUCAUCUAUUCAUCGUAAAACCAUGCUUCAAUAUAAGAUUGUUAUUACUGUAACUGAUAUGCGUAUUAUUGACUUUGUUAUUUUAAUUUUAUAUAUAUAUAUAUCCCUAAAACCAAUAUGCCUUAACAUAUCAGCUAGGCUGUGUUUUGUUUGUUUUACGGGUGAUAUUUUAAAUGUUUUUCUUUUGUUUUUAUCUCGAAUGUCAAUCUCUUUUUUUUCUUCUACUUAUUUACUGAUUAAUGUUUCUCGUUGAAAGUUGAGUUUUGUAAAUUUCCUGUUUUGUCCUGUUUUUUAAAGAACCGCUUUCAUAUGUUCAUAAUUGAAUAAAAAAGAGAACGAUCAAACCUCUUAGUGAUUAUUUUAUGUUUAUUUUCCGAUUCUUAUAAAAAUCAAAAUAGCAACUCUACAAUUUUGUUUUUGUAUACAAUCAUAACAAAUUCACUUUUUCUAAUUAUUAUUAUUAUUAUUU
Molecule: messenger RNA, 6707 nt
Organism: Schistosoma mattheei
Lineage: Eukaryota; Metazoa; Platyhelminthes; Trematoda; Strigeidida; Schistosomatidae
Source: the annotation of a GenBank genome assembly